AUGGUUCCCGGCCGAAUGACACCCGUCAUCAUCGGCGUGGGCGAUGUCAAAAACGGAUCCCAAAACGUCGAGGACGCAAUUGAGCCCAUGCAGCUCAUGCUCCAAGCGAUCGUUCGUGCCCUCAAAGACGCCACGUCGGAACACCGUAUCGCUGAAGAACUCAAAUCAAGCAUCGACAGCGUCUCCGUCGUCGCCACGUGGACCUGGCCGUAUGCUGACUUACCAAGCCUUCUGUCGGAAAAGCUAGGAAUUCAGCCACGGCACAAAAUAUAUAGCGAGCACGGAGGCAAUCAACCGAUGAAGCUUGUCGAUGAAGCGGCAAGGAGAAUCUGGCGGGGCGAGUGCAAAGUUGCCGUCAUGACUGGUGGCGAAGCUUUGGCCUCGCGUACGGCUCAUCGCAAGCAGUCGAUCAAGCAAAACAACAAAGAGUCCGCUCAAUUAUACGCAGAGUUUGCCAAAAUUGCCGAGCAGAACGAAUUCGCGUGGAACUACGGACAAAAGACCCCAACAGCGCAGAUUAUCUCUACUGCAUUAACGGCAAUGGUGCGAGAUCUGCGUCGAGGGGAUGGUCAGAACGGCUUGAUUCUGGCAAAUGGCGGAGUCCUGACCUACCAGUAUGCGCUCUGUCUUUCCACCAGACCCAGACGCGAUGGUUCUGCAUACCCGGAUAAGGAUCCUCUCCCCAGUCACGUGACAGAUACACCGGUUCCAACAGUCACUAUUCAAGCUGAAGGAGAAGCAAUGAUCGAAAACACGCUGAGUUUCUUCGGCCAGACCUACACGGUGGAAUUCAAUCGAAACGGUACCCCUUCCAAAGGGUUCGUAGUGGGCCGGUUGACCCGCAGCAACCACCGCUUCGUUGCGAACACGGGCAACGCAAAGACUCUAGAGCAGCUCUCGAGCGGAAACAGCGAACCAGUUGGGAGAAUAGGAUGGGUCAAAAGGGGUGACAAAGGAAGGAAUCUGUUUACGUUUGAACCGGAUGCGAAUCUGUAA
Molecule: messenger RNA, 996 nt
Organism: Letharia lupina
Lineage: Eukaryota; Fungi; Ascomycota; Lecanoromycetes; Lecanorales; Parmeliaceae
Exons: 4
Coding region: 1-996 (331 amino acids)
Molecular function (GO): acyltransferase activity
Source: RefSeq, a predicted model, not a curated record